Phasianus colchicus (ring-necked pheasant) is the source of this 5589-nucleotide messenger RNA. It is a transcript of the gene RAB3GAP1, whose product is annotated as RAB3 GTPase activating protein catalytic subunit 1. Gene Ontology annotation, molecular function: GTPase activator activity. Gene Ontology annotation, biological process: positive regulation of GTPase activity. The record is from RefSeq and is a predicted model, not a curated record. Lineage: Eukaryota; Metazoa; Chordata; Aves; Galliformes; Phasianidae.
CCCUAUAGCUAUCCCUGUCCCUAUAUCCCUGUCCCUAUAGCUAUCCCUGUCCCUAUAUCCCUGUCCCUGUCCCAGCGGCUCGGCCGGCCCGCCGCGCUUCGUUUACACCGCGUUGCCACGGCAGCGGGCGGCGGAGCGGCACCACAGCCCUCUCCCUUCUCUCGAUGCUUUCAGUGCUUCGUUCACCUCCACGUCAUCUUCCCUGCUAUCACCAGUAAAUUCUCACUAAUUAUUCUCUGUCCCGCCGCAGGUAGCCUUAUGCAGCAGGCCGUGAGGAUUACGUUACUUGUAUGUUUAUGCUGGAGAAAUAGUUUGUACCGCAGGGAGGCGGAGAAGGGGUGACGGUCACACACUGAGAGAGUUUCGGAGGCAACUCCCGUGGCGGUUGGCUGCGCUCUCCUGUGUGAGGGACACCGAGCCUCGUGGGGGCAGCCCGUCCCAGCCAGUCAGGAAUUCGUCCUGAAAAGAGCCCCCUCACAGCGGAGAAAGUUCCACCUCACCCCCUCACGAGGCGCCGCGCGGGGACGAGGCGCCGUGUGUGGCAGCGCGCCUUCCCGCCAGCCCUUGCGCGUGGGGCGGGCCGCAGCGCAAGAUGGCGGCGGACAGUGAACCCGAGUCGGAGGUGUUCGAGAUCACGGACUUCACCACCGCCUCCGAGUGGGAGAGAUUUAUUUCAAAAAUAGAAGAAGUGUUGAAUGACUGGAAACUUAUCGGGAUUUCUUCAGGCAAACCUCUGGAAAAGGGUGUAUAUACCACAGGAGUGUGGGAGGAGAAAUCAGAUGAAAUUUCAUUUGCAGACUUCAAAUUCUCAGUUACACAUCAUUAUCUUGUACAAGAACCUGGUGACAGAGAUGGGAGAGAAGAAGGUGUAGAAGAUGCCCUUCCUCUGCCUAUGCAAGACUUGCUCUGCAUGAACAAUGAUUUUCCUCCUAGAGCUCACUGUCUAGUAAGAUGGUACGGCUUGCGUGAGUUUGUGGUUAUUGCUCCAGCUGCAAAUAACGAUGCGGUUCUUAGUGAAUCAAAAUGUAACCUCCUGCUGAGUUCUGUUUCUAUUGCAUUGGGCAACACUGGCUGUCAGGUGCCGCUGUUUGUGCAAAUACAUCAGAAAUGGCGACGUAUGUAUGUUGGAGAGUGUCAAGGUCCAGGAGUUCGAACUGACUUUGAAAUGGUUCAUCUUCGCAAAGUUCCCAGUCAGUAUACUCACUUGUCGGGAUUACUGGAUGUCUUCAAGUCCAAGAUUGGAUGCCCUUUAACACCACUGCCUCCAGUUAGCAUGGCUAUUCGGCUUACGUAUGUGCUUCAAGAUUGGCAACAGUACUUCUGGCCGCAGCAGCCACCAGAUAUAGAUGCUCUAGUUGGAGGAGAAGUUGGAGGCCUUGAAUUUGGGAAGUUGCCGUUUGGUGCCUGUGAGGAUCCUAUUAGUGAGCUCCAUCUAGCCACCACAUGGCCUCACCUAACAGAAGGUAUAAUUGUUGACAAUGAUGUCUAUUCUGAUCUAGAUCCUAUUCAAGCACCACAGUGGUCUGUAAGAGUCAGAAAAGCAGAUAAUCCUCAGUGUCUAUUGGGUGACUUUCUUAAUGAAUUCUUCAAGCUUUGUCGUCGGAAGGAGUCAACUGAUGAAAUACUUGGAAGGUCUGCAUUUGAAGAGGAUGGGAAAGAGGUUGCUGAUAUCACUCAUGCUUUGUCGAAGCUCACUGAGCCAGCACCUGUCCCAAUUCAUAAACUAUCUGUCACAAAUAUGGUUCACAGUGCAAAGAAAAAGAUUCGCAAGCACAGAGGUGUAGAUGAAUCACCUUUGAACAAUGAAGUUUUGAACACUAUUCUUCUGUUCUUAUUUCCUGAUGCUGUUGACAAACUGGCAGAGGGAUAUGAAAGCAGGGCUAGCACUUCAUCAGGAAGCAAUCCUCCUCCAGAGAAUGAAGAUUACAAUCUCUUCAGUCAGUUUAAAUCUGCUCCUUCUGAUAGUCUGACGUACAAAUUAGCUUUAUGUCUUUGUAUGAUAAACUUCUACCAUGGAGGAGUAAAAGGAGUGGCACAUCUUUGGCAAGAGUUUGUGUUAGAAAUGCGCUACAGAUGGGAGAACAACUACCUUAUUCCAGGAUUAGCUAAUGGCCCUCCGGAUCUGAGAUGCUGUUUACUGCAUCAGAAGCUUCAGAUGUUAAACUGUUGCAUUGAAAGAAAGAAAGCAAGAGAUGAGGGGAAAAGGGGGAGCAUGUCAGAUCGUUCACCUGGUGGUUCUUCUGGUGAUACUGGAAAAGGAGCAGACCACUCUGGAGAUAACCUGAAGGAGACUGAUAAAGAAGUUGGAAAGUCUUGGGAAUCAUGGAGUGACAGUGAAGAGGAAUUUUUUGAAUGUCUGAGUGACACAGAAGAUCUGAAAGGAAAUGGACAGGAUAAUGGAAAAAAAGGAGGAGCAAAAGAAGGCAGCAAAGAGCCUGUAAACCUGAAACCAGAAGGCCGUCUGCAUCCUCAUGGGAAGCUGACGCUGCUGCAUCCAGGAGAACCUCUCUACAUUCCCAUCACACAGGAGCCAGCACCCAUGACUGAGGAUUUGUUGGAGGAACAGUCCGAGGUUCUGGCAAAACUUGGGACCUCAGCAGAAGGUGCACAUCUUCGAGCACGCAUGCAGAGUGCCUGCUUGCUCUCAGAUAUGGAGUCUUUUAAGGCAGCUAAUCCUGGCUGUUGUCUGGAGGAUUUUGUGAGGUGGUACUCUCCUCGGGAUUACAUUGAAGAAGAAGUAGUUGAUGAAAAGGGAAAUGUGGUAAUUAAAGGUGAGCUGAGUGCCCGAAUGAAGAUCCCUAGCAACAUGUGGGUAGAGGCCUGGGAGACGGCAAAACCAGUCCCAGCACGGAGGCAGAAGAGACUCUUUGAUGAUACUAGAGAAGCAGAGAAGGUACUUCAUUACCUUGCCGUUCAGAAACCAGCUGACCUUGCACGGCACCUCUUGCCUUGCAUCAUCCAUGCUGCCGUACUCAAGGUAAAGGAAGAAGAAGUACUAGAAGAUAUAUCUUCAGUUAAGAAGAUUAUAAAACAGAUAAUAUCCCAUUCCAGUAAAGUUCUACGAUUUCCAAGUCCGGAGGACAAGAAGCUAGAAGAAAUUAUUGCUCAGAUUAUGAGUGUGGAAGCUAUCAUUGCCAGGGCCAGGUCUUUGAAGGCAAAAUUUGGAGUAGAGAAAUGCGAAAAUGAGGAGGAGAAGGAAGAUCUCCAAAGAUUUGUGAACUGUCUCCUGGAGCAGCCAGAAGUGUCUGUUCUUGGUGCAGGAAGAGGACCUGCUGGCAGCGUUAUUCACAAACUGUUUGUGAAUGCUCAGAGGAUUUCUGCAGUGCCUCCACUUGAUGAAGAACUGAGGAGAUCAGGGUCAGCAGAGGAGCGAAGACUCAACACGGGCUCCAUGUCAGAUUUCCCACCACCCACAGGCCGGGAGAUCAUUCUGCGCACAACUGUCCCCCGUCCUGCACCUUACUCUAAACCAUUGCCCCAGCGGAUGUACAGUGUGCUUACAAAAGAAGAUUUUCGACUUGCAGGUGCCUUUUCAGCAGAUACAACUUUCUUCUGAUGUAACUGUAGCUGUGUUACCUUGUGCAUCUUCACAAGUAGAAUGUUAUUCAUUUUCCUUCAGGGAAGUUAACGCUUACAGAUCUACCAGCUUGUGGUGAGGAGAAAAUAAGGUUGUCAUUAGUGACAGGGAGUGAUAUUCCCAAGGACAGACCUCAGCUGGGGUUUGAGAAGAAUGACUCCAAGUGCUCCAUCUUGGAGGUUUGGAGAGGUUGCAGCAGUAGUUUUGCUCGUCUUUGGGGAAGAAAGGUUAGUCAUCCCCCUCUGUCCAAAUGGAGCACAUGUUUUUGCAUUAGCUUGUUUAAUUAUGGAUGUUAAUGGGCUAUAGUCAAAUACUUAAUGUUCAAGUUUAUGCAGACUGUGCUGCUUUUUAGUUCUUAAUCAGACUCGAUAAAGUGAUGUUAGCCUACUUAAAUUGAUGUGCAGACAUUAAUUUGUAUUUAUUGCUAAUCACAAAUAUUGAGCUCAGUAUUUUUUCGGUUAAUCUAUAAGUUGCAAAUACUUCUAAAAUACCCUUCAUUUUAUUUAAACAACACAUUCUAGUUCAUGCCUAACUCUCCUAGCCUUGCAACAGUCAUCUGAAAAAAGAUCUUGUCUUUGGGAUAAGAGCUACUAUAAUCCUAUUUAAGCCUAACUCAGUUUUAGAUGCUUUUUAUCCUUCCCUGCAUGCAACGGCCAAAGCUGUAUGUAAAUUAUAUGUACAGAGGUUUUAAACCAAAGUGAAGCUUACAGUAGAGACCAUUUAAAUGCAUACUGUCUUUGAUCUGAUAAACUAACCCCAUUGAGUAUCAUGCAAACACUAUGACUUGUAUGUGCCAAUGUUGUUCUACAGUGAUCUUACUGUGUUUUAAUCAGAAUCAGCAGAUCAGAGUUACAAAAUUAAAUGUAAAAACUAUGGUAUUGUUGACAUUACUCAAUAAAUUUAAACUUACUGGUUCUCAGAACUUUUCAGGUUGGAGUGGUUUUUAUCAAAAUACUACUUAAAUGUCAUACUUUCAUAGCUUGAUAAAGGAACAGUCUUUCUUGUGACUAUAUCAUGUUUAAAAAAAAAAAAAUUAAGUUCUAUCUAUCUCAAAUGCUUCUCUCUGAUAAAUAUGCAUCAAGUAAAAAUAUGUUAAGGAUGUUAACUUUUUUUAGAGGAAAUCUUGCCCUAGGACUUUGUCCCACAGGCUUUUUAUGUUUUAUAUGAGGCAAAUGCUUUUGUUAAAUAGAAGAAAGACAAAGGGCAAUUCAGCUGUUGCUUAACUGUCUAACUUUGUAAGUAAUUAGUUGCACUAGACUAAUUACUAAGUAAGUUUAAGAUUACUUACCACUUCCUGGUAUUCUUGCUUUCCUCCUCUCCUGCUAUGCUUUCUCAGUGAUUUUUAUCUGACAAAUGCAGCCUCCUGUAUAGGUUGAAUAAGCUUGAAAACCCUUCAUUUAGCUGGCAAUCAGGCUUUUACUGGUGCUUGGUCUUUCAACUGCAUGACUGGCUGCUUUGCUUUGGCAUGCUCAGAGAACAUGAGUGCUGUAACAUUUUGUCAGCUGCUUAAAGGCGUUUGAGUCUGCUGGAAAAGUCCAGUAGUUUAUAGAAGACAGUAUAUUUGCAACAGUACCAUCUUAAUCUUUACCUGAGAAAAGCUAUGUGUAAAACAUUAAGAAUUUUCUCAUAAGGGUAACUGAUGAAAGCAUUUCAGUGUAUUUUAACUAAAUAUGCCUGGAAUUGUAGAGAACACAGUAUUUUUAGAAAAAAUGAUCUGUAGUGUGCUGAUAACAUAAAAGAAGCAGGGGAAAGGCACUAAAGCAUUAAGAUGAUGCUGAUUUAUUUGAAGUAACUGUAAAGAAAGCCACUUAAACAGUGCAAAAUAACCAUUAGCUCUGCAAUUUAGUUAAAGAGAAUAUGGCUCUAGCAUUUCCCAGAAGUUACUUUGGAUGAGACAAGGAAAAUGAAUAUUAUUUCUCGUGGGCUAGCUGUUUUAAACAGUUAUUUUAAUAAACAUGAACUGAAAGUGCUGAGAUCUUUUACACCAAGUCAAAUGAACUAGCAGGCCUUUC